GUUAACAGGGUUAAAAUGGCCACUGAUAUAGAAUGGAUGAUAAUAUUUGAUUUGUUGUUGAUUAGCAUUUUCGAAAUAGUUCCAGUAAGUUCGGCGUUAUCACGGUCUGCAGGGAAACACAAUUGGACUAAUAGCUUCCAAAAAUGUAAUCUUGCUAAAGAAAAUCAACUGGAUGAAAUAAAUGUAAAUGGUCGUGUAUGGGUUGGUGGAGUCUUCAAUACUACAUUAUGGAUGACGCACAAAGGAUGUUAUAGAGCGUCAACACUCAACGAAGUAGAUUGGACACACAGUGAAACCAAUUCCCCUGCACAAUGUUCUUUGAACUGUAGAAGGCGACAGUAUUUUGCACUGAAGAACACUGUAUGCCUAUGUUUAAGUUAUAUUUCAACGAUAAACAAAUCAGAAGCAUCUUAUUGCAAUAACAGCUGUCCCGAUUUGACGAUGAACAUGACAUGUGGAAACGUAGCUCAUGGUUAUCUUGACGUAUAUAAACACAAUCUAGACUUAGAAGUGCUUGGCGAAGAAGACAGUCGAAAAGCCUGCACAAUUCUAAAGAAAAAUCCCGAAAACAGAGUAUUUUUUCAUGCAACCAGUUGUUCAGACAAGUACAGACUGUUCUGUCAUUUACCAGGCACAGACUACAUAAACGACAUUGCAAUGACAUAUCAAGAUGCAAUAAAGAUUGACAAUGAAUGCAAACUACUCAGAGACUGGGAUAGGGAGUACUAUGGUCUGGUACCAUACGAUCAAUUCGUUUGGACGGCUGUUCAUAGAUAUAUUGUAUUGAUAUGGCCCUUGCGAAAUCACAUGAACACAGAUGAAAUUGAAAAGGAAAAUCCAAAUGCUACUUGUCUUGCAUAUGAGAGAAAAACCAAUAAAAGAAUUCAACUACCGUGUAGAACACCUCUCCAUUACAUGUGCAUCACAGAAACCACAGAUCAUACAAGAAAUACAACCUCUGGAAUUAACGCCAUCACAACAUUCCAAAACUUCAGCCGGACAACAAUGACGUCAUUCGGGAACAAUACCGAAGAGAUUAAACAAGAUCAUACAAGAAAUACAACCUCUGGAAUUAAUGACAUCACAACAUUUCACAACGUCAGCCGGACAACAAUGACGUCAUUUGGGAACAAUACCGAAGAGUUUAAACAAGGACAUAUUCUGCAAUACUUCAUUCAUACUUCUGUCGUAUCUGGUCUAGUUAUUAUUGCGAUUUGUGCCGUUUGGAUGUGCAAAAAAGGAAAAGAGACAAUCAAAAGAGAAAGCAAUAUCUCUUUCCAAGGGAAUAAUGUUACCUUUAAUGCUACUGCAGCAGAUGGUCAUAUUUCUGCACUUUAUACUGAGGUUAACUAUAAUGGAAUGAUAGAUUACGACAUAAAAAAUUCACAGAAGAAGGGCAUCAUCGUUGGCGAAGAACCGACAUGUUCUUACACACAGCGAAGUCAGAGUUAUGGUAACUUGUUUCCUCAACAUGAAUAUGAACGUCCAUAUCACACAUUGAAAGACAACCGUUCCUCUUCAAAACACGAGUAUUGCUGGACUGCGAUGUGAAAAGAUACGAGAAUACCAUAACACUAUAUUGCACAUAUUAUGUCUUUGAAUGAAAAUUUUACAUGGUUACUGUAGUUUGAUUUGCUUUUACUUCUACUCUACAUCAGGUCAAGUAUUAUACAAAAAUAUAUAUGACUUUUUAUAAACAUAUGUACUUAAUUUGAAUAUUCAUUGUAAGUGGACACUUGAGAUUCACAAGAUAUUUUAUAAAUGAAUCAAAGUGUUAAACACUUGAUCACUCUGUCUGUCCUUUAACAAGUAGCGUAGAAAAGUGAACUUACUUUUCAAAUUAUAAUAAUUGAUAUCAAGUAUUAAAUGUAUAAUGUUAUUUGUAAAUUAUCUCUCAUGUUUACCUUAAGAAUGUUUGUAUGACUUAGUAGACGGCAUACUUGCUGAUUUGUGACCUGUAAUUGUUCCCAUCUUAGUUCUUAGUUCUUUUUGUAUUAUGGAUAGUUGUUUCUUUGGCAGUUACUCCACACAUACUUUUUUUUUAAUGAAACAACAAUACACAAAAUCUAAAGUUAACAUUUUUUUGUAAAACAUUUGCUUGCCUCGGAUUGAUGUUUCUUUAAUGUAUACCCCACAUUUCCCUUUGUUCAAAUCAUGUUAUAUUUGACAAUUUAAUUGUAAAACCUAUGCAAAUGUCUUAACAUAAACACUUUAUAGCAUGAUGACAAAGAUUCCUUAAUAAUACAUGAUUUGGUCACAAAGUUAAACUUAAGCUAAUUAUAAUAACCGAUGAAGGUAGUUUUAGUAGUUAACUAUUCAUUGUUAUAAUUUACUUCGAUGUAAUUUUUUUUUCUUUUGUGCUAUUUGAUUUUAGCAACCGCCUUGUACACACAAACGUGAAUGGCUGCAGUUGAUACACAUUCUUAAUCACCCUCAUCAUGAACUUUUAGAGCCUGAAUUUAAAGACCGAAUUAUAUAAGGAAUUAUUUCACUUGAGAUAGCCUUAAAGGGAAGAUCCAAACAAUUACUAGUAUAACAUGAAUUGCGUUUGAGGAAAUACAAUGUAUUAUUUAAUGUAAAGUCUGAACAAGGUUUGUCUUACUUUUUUAAUCGUGACGUAUAUGUACAAAGUGUAUUAUGUAGUUAAACCAAAGUUACUAACUCUACUAGUAUUUGUUUUUUUAAUGGUUAUCAUCUCUACUGAACAGAAAUAUUAUUUUGUAUUAAAAUGUGUACAUUAUUUUUGUAAUAAACAUGAUAAAAAAAUUGACUGAUGCAUUUUA
This is a messenger RNA of Mytilus californianus (California mussel), 2783 nucleotides long. RefSeq lists its product as uncharacterized. The transcript is spliced from 10 exons. The record is from RefSeq and is a predicted model, not a curated record. Lineage: Eukaryota; Metazoa; Mollusca; Bivalvia; Mytilida; Mytilidae. The coding region runs from base 16 to 1551 and encodes 511 amino acids.